Molecule: messenger RNA, 2370 nt
Organism: Oncorhynchus keta (chum salmon)
Lineage: Eukaryota; Metazoa; Chordata; Actinopteri; Salmoniformes; Salmonidae
Exons: 4
Coding region: 1-2370 (789 amino acids)
Source: RefSeq, a predicted model, not a curated record
AUGGCGAGUUUUGCUCAGGAGUUCCCUGCUAAUGGCAGCCAGCAGGACCCUGCCCAGCAGGCCAGCAGGACCCUGGUCAGCCAGCAGGACCCUGCCCAGCAGGACCCUGGGCAGCCAGCAGGACCCUGGGCAGCCAGCAGGACCCUGGUCAGCCAGCAGGACCCUGCCCAGCAGGACCCUGGGCAGCCAGCAGGACCCUGGACCCUGGUCAGCCAGCAGGACCCUGGUCAGCCAGCAGGACCCUGGUCAGCCAGCAGGACCCUGGUCAGCCAGCAGGACCCUGGGCAGCCAGCAGGACCCCUGGUCAGCCAGCAGGACCCUGGUCAGCCAGCAGGACCCUGGUCAGCCAGCAGGACCCUGGGCAGCCAGCAGGACCCUGGGCAGCCAGCAGGACCCUGGUCAGCCAGCAGGACCCUGGUCAGCCAGCAGGACCCUGGUCAGCCAGCAGGACCCUGGGCAGCCAGCAGGACCCUGGUCAGCCAGCAGGACCCUGGGCAGCCAGCAGGACCCUGGUCAGCCAGCAGGACCCUGGUCAGCCAGCAGGACCCUGGUCAGCCAGCAGGACCCUGGGCAGCCAGCAGGACCCUGGUCAGCCAGCAGGACCCUGGUCAGCCAGCAGGACCCUGGGCAGCCAGCAGGACCCUGGGCAGCCAGCAGGACCCUGGGCAGCCAGCAGGACCCUGGUCAGCCAGCAGGACCCUGGUCAGCCAGCAGGACCCUGGGCAGCCAGCAGGACCCUGGGCAGCCAGCAGGACCCUGGUCAGCCAGCAGGACCCUGGUCAGCCAGCAGGACCCUGGGCAGCCAGCAGGACCCUGGUCAGCCAGCAGGACCCUGGUCAGCCAGCAGGACCCUGGGCAGCCAGCAGGACCCUGGGCAGCCAGCAGGACCCUGGUCAGCCAGCAGGACCCUGGGCAGCCAGCAGGACCCUGGGCAGCCAGCAGGACCCUGGGCAGCCAGCAGGACCCUGGUCAGCCAGCAGGACCUUGGUCAGCCAGAGACCCUGGGCAGCCAGCAGGACCCUGGUCAUGCCAGCAGGACCCUGGUCAGCCAAGGACCAUGGUCAGCCAGCAGGACCCUGGAGCAGCCAGCAGGACCCUGGUCAGCCAGCAGGACCAUGGUCAGCCAGCAGGAAAUUGGGCAGCCAGCAGGACCCUGGGCAGCCAGGGUUAGGACCCUGGUUAGCCAGCAGGUUGGUCAGCCAGUUAGGACCCUGGUCAAAGGACCCUGGGAAGCCAAAGGACCCUGGUCAGCCAGCAGGACUUUUUGAUGUAAAUUUGACCCUGGUGACCCUGGUCAGCCAGCAGGACCCUGGUCAGCCAGAGGACCCUGGGCAGCCAUCAAACUGGUCAGUUAACAGGACCCUGGGCAGCCACAGGACCCCAGCCAGCAGGACCCAUUUGGCUUUAAUGCCAGCAGGACCCUGGUCAGCCAUAGGAAGGAAUGGUCAGCCAACAGGUCAGCCAGCAAGGACCCUGGGCAGCCAGCAGGACCCUGGUCAGCCAGCAGGACCCUGGUCAGCCACAGGACCCUGGGCAGCCAGCAGGACCCUGGUCAGCCAGCAGGACCCUGGGCAGCCAGCAGGACCCUGGACAGCCAGCAUGACCUUGGUCAGCCAGCAGGACCCUGGGCAGCCAGCAGGACCCUGGGCAGCCAGCAGGACCCUGGGCAGCCAAAAGGACCUUUGUCAGCCAGCAGGACCUUGGUCAGCCAGCAGGACCCUGGGAGACAGGACCCUGGUAAAUGCAGGACCCUGGUCAGCCAUAAGGACCCUGGUCAGCCAGCAGGACCCUGGGAAAGGAUUUCAGCCAGCAGGACCCUGGUCAGCCAGCAGGACCCUGGUCAGCCAUCAGGACCCUGGUCAGCCAGCAGGACCCUCAGAGCAGGACCCUGCCAGCAGGACCCUGGUCAGCCAACAGGACCCUGGGCAGCCAGCAGGACCCUGGUCAGCCAGCAGGACCCUGGUCAGCCAACAGGACCCUGGGCAGCCAUAUACCCUGGGCAGCCAUAUUAAAUAUAGCCAGCAGGACCCUGGGCAGCCAGCAGGACCCUGGUCAGCCAGCAGGAAGGACCCUGGUCAGCCAACAGGACCCUGGGCAGCCAGCAGGACCCUGGGCAGAAGGACCCUGGUCAGCCAGCAGGACCCUUUCAGCCAAAGGACCCUGGGCAGCCAGCAGGACCCUGGUCAGCCAUCAGGACCUUUCAGCCAGCAGGUUUGGGCAGCCAGCAGGACCCUGGGCAGCCAUUUAGGACCCUAUUCAGCCAUUAGGACCCUGGGCAGCCAGUUGACCCUGGGCAGCCAGCAGGACAAAGUUUUUAGGCCCUGGAGUGAACAUAAAGUUUUAGGCCCUGGAGUGAACAUAAAGUUUUAG